CUUAUGGCUGCAUUUCAUGUUUUAAGCGAAUGCUACGGGGCGGUAUGGCGCUGUUCCUUUUUGCGCUUGCCGGCUGACCGCUUACCUUCGUGUCGAGGGCUUUCCCAUGGCAACCAAUUUGUCCAGUGAGCUUGUCGUGUACUUCGGCGCACUUGAGACACAGAGAGGAGUUGACCACGAUGACGAUGACUGCGUUCAAGUCUGGGGAAGGAGCGGUUCCAGAAUUCAGAUAAACAUGGAUUCAUAUGAUUUCCCUUCACAUGAUGCAAUCUCUCAAAUCCUCCAGGAGUAUCUUCAACUCAAAAGUCCCAAAACUCAAACCAGGACAGAGUCUGUACCACAAAAAAAGGCUAACUCUCAACUGAACCGAACGUUUGAUGUGAAUUUAGCACACAAAAGUCCUCCAGCGUCUGAUUUAAAAGAUGAGUCCCAUAAUGGCGAAGUCAGUGAACAUCAAACUAAGGAGCUGGAAAACUACAGUGCGGCUCUGCAUAAGAUGGCGGAGGACAUGAUCGGCUUGCGAUCUCAAAUGAGGGUUUUGGAGUCUGAAAACAGUGAUCUGCGACGGGAACUCUCUCUGCAUCAGGACCUGGGACGAACGCUGCUGGAUGAUACCGACGUCGACGUCAUGACCAACACUGAGAUCGCUGACCGCAUUGCCUCUCUGAAGUUCAAGCUGUCCAGUGAAAGCAGCAAAGCAUCCGCCAUGAAGGACAGAAUCCAACAGCUUCAAAACGAGCUCAUCAAGAAGAAUGACAUUGAGAAAGAGUUUGUCCAGUUGCAAAGAGCACAUCAACAGCAGCAGGCUGUGUUAAAACGAUACCAGACCCGUGACAAGAAAAUAACUGCACUGGAGGAUACAGUUCGCCAACAAGAAAAGCAGGUCAUUGAGAAGAUGGAGAAAUUAUUGGAUGCAAAUCUGAAGGAAAGAAGAAAAGGCAAUUCAGAGAAGAAGAAAGCAGCCAUGAAACAAAAAGAUGAAGAGGAGAAGAGAAGAGAGAUCGAGUCUGUGUUUGUGGCAGAAAACUCUCGACUCAGAGAAGAGCUGGAUAGGCUGUGUAAUCUCCCUCCACCAAUCAUCAUUCAACAGCCUGCGCAGUCCUUAUAUCAGCCUUUCUCAGACAGUGAGAAACUGGAAUUACUGACACAACUGGCGAGAGCUGAGGGUCAAAUCCAGACACUGGAGCAGCAGCUAAAAGAGAAUGCCAAACUGUGGGGGAAAGAGAAACAAGAGAUGUUGACACGAGUCAGUGAAUAUGAACGUGGAUUUGCUCGGACUUCAGCCAUGAUUCUUCAUGAUCUACCUGUGGAGAUAAGUGUGACUGAUUCUGUAUUGGGACACACUCAGCUGAGGCAGCUGGAACCUCUGAAGUGACAACAGUGUGUGUAUUUUCUUUACAAUACCUUAUUUCAAGUGACUUAUUAGAACAAUAAAAAAAACAAUAGAGCAAUUCAA
Messenger RNA from Danio rerio (zebrafish), 1456 nucleotides. NCBI's taxonomy places the organism in Eukaryota, Metazoa, Chordata, Actinopteri, Cypriniformes, Danionidae. The record is from RefSeq and is a predicted model, not a curated record.